AUGCGACAAAUCAUCACCAUCUCAUUGGUCUUCUUGGCCGUUCUGGCCCUUGUACACGUUGCGGCCGGCCAGGGCAUUCCCUCCACGGCCGUGCGUAACUUCACCUACACCGGCUUCGUGGCUCGCGAUGAGCUCGAUUUCGGCGUUGAGUUCAACCCCGUCUUUGGCCCUGAGAAUCUGAAGCUCAUGUUUUACGAUCCCCUUGGCGGCGAUGAGAGAAUCGAAGUCGGCGCGGUUUGGUACAAGAGGCGCGCUCAUCUCGAGAGCUUCAAUGUCACCUUCACCGUCCGCAUGUCCAACCUGUCGCACACCGGCGUUGGUAACCCGGACGGCUUCGCCCUCGUUGUUCAGAACCACAGGGCCAACGCCUUCGGUGCCGGAGCUGGUGGUAUCGGUUAUGGUGCCACUCCCGAUUACGAGGACCUCGGCGUGAGGCGAUCGGUCGCCGUCGAAUUCGACACAUACCUGGAUGAGAAUCUGGGCGAUCCCAACUCCAACCACAUCUCGGUGCACCACACCACCCCUGAGCGCGUCCACAACAGCGCUCACGAGGAAACUGCUCUCACCCCCCCUGGUGCCGUCACCAACAUCCCCGGUAUCGCUGGUUUCACCCACAAGUACAACGUUCAGUACAUCGAGAAGCAGCUCAGCGUCUACAUCGAUGACAGCGCCAGCCCCGCCUACCAGACCACCAUCGAUAUCCCCAGCAUCAUCAGCCUGAACUCCUCCGGUGCCUUCGUUGGUCUGACCGCUGCCUGCAUGUCGACCUGCGAGGACGUUGAGGUGCUCGACUGGAGCUUCAACUACGUGGCCAUCCUCGAUGCCACCAAGAGCUUCGUCACCAACGUCAAGAACAACUCCGUCGCUGGCCGCACCUCCUCGUUCACCGUCCAGGGCGUGGACACCAACGGUUACUACUACCAGACUGGUGGCGACGCCUCCAAGUGGACCGUGGAGUUCACCCGCGUCAGCGGCUCUGGCUCCGUUGUUUCGCCCUCCGUUAACGUUGUCGAUAAGAAUGACGGAACGUACACCAUCUCCUACGCGCCCACCUCUGCUGGCGUCUAUGAUGUCACCGUCUACUACAACGCCAACGCGCUUGCCGGCAUGCCCUUCAGGAUCACGGUGGACCCCGGUGCCGUCGAUGCCACCAAGAGCGACAUCCUCGGCAACAUCAACGGUGGCGUUGCUGGUCAGCCCCUGAACAUCACCAUCCUCGGCAAGGACGCCUUCAACAACGUCAACCCCAACAACAACCCGCCCGCCACCUUCACCGCCUCGUUCAACAACGGCGGCGCCUCGGCCAGCUCCAGCUUCAUCGGCAACGGCACCUACCUGAUCCAGUACACGCUCACCACGGCCAGGACCUACACCAUGACCGUUACCUACAACGGCACCGCCCAGCAGGUCAAGGGCUCGCCCUUCAACGCCGUGACCAUCACCCCGGCGCUCCCCGAGCCCUCGGCCUCGGUCGCCUCUGGCACCGGCAUCGUGGGCGGCACCGCCGGCACAACGCUCACCGCCGUCGUGCUCGUGAGGGAUCGUUUCCAGAACAACAUCACCUCGAACCUGCCCGCCGGCUACCAGCUCACCGGCUUCUGGGACAAGCCCGCCGCCGGCAACAACGUCACCUUCACCGUGCAGCCCGACGGCACCCUCGCCGGCUCGUACGCCAUCAGCACCGCUGGUACCUACAGACUCACCAUCGUGAUGGCCCCCACCGGCCUGCCCAUCUCCGGCAGCCCGUUCCCCGUCACCAUCAGCGCCGAGACCAUCACCUCGGCCGCGCAGUCCGUGGCCACCGGCGCCGGUCUCACCACCGCGUCGGCCGGCAACAACGCCUCGUUCACCGUGCAGGCCCGCGACCAGUUUGGCAACAACAUGGCCUCGUCCGAUGCCUCGAUUGCCGUCAGCUUCAGCGACGAUUCGGGCGUGCCGCUCCAGAUUGCCCACACCGCGGUCCAGAACUCGGCCGACAGGUCGCAGUGGAUCGUGAGCUACGUGCCCACCAACGCCCUCUCCACCCGCAUCUCGGUGAGCCUCAACGGUGCGCCCAUCAAGGCCUCGCCCUUCAUCGUCAACGUGCACCCUGGCACCCUGGACCCCAAGAACUGCUUCGCCGAGGGUCUCGGCCUGGCCACCCCCAAGACCAAGGUGCCCCUGUCGUUCGUCGUCAUCACCGCCGAUCACUUCAACAACCGCCUCAAGUCCGGUGGCGCCACCAUCGACGUCACCCUCAAGGAGAUGAAGAGCGGCGCGACCGUGACCGGUAGCGUACAGGACCUGAACAACGGCGCCUACAAUGUGGGCUUCACCCUCACCAGGUCGGGUACCUACAACAUCACCAUCAACGCCAACGGCGUCCCCAUCGGCAAGGACACCAAGUACAGCAUGGUGGUCCCCAACGAGGGUCUCGGUGCGCUCGGCUGGGCUCUCAUCGUGCUGGCCAUCCUCGCCCUCAUCGCCGUGGUCGGUGGUGGUGCCUUCUGGUACCUCAAGUACUACAAGGCCAGGAGCGACUACGACGAGAUCGGCGCCUAA
This is a messenger RNA of Acanthamoeba castellanii str. Neff, 2541 nucleotides long. RefSeq names its product Filamin repeat domain containing protein. The record is from RefSeq and is a predicted model, not a curated record. The coding region runs from base 1 to 2541 and encodes 846 amino acids. NCBI's taxonomy places the organism in Eukaryota, Discosea, Longamoebia, Acanthamoebidae. Gene Ontology annotation, molecular function: carbohydrate binding; actin filament binding. The transcript has 10 exons. Gene Ontology annotation, biological process: actin cytoskeleton organization.